UAAUUGGAGAAUAAUAAUUUAAUAUUAGAUAGGAAAUAUGUUACAGAACUUAGUAUCAGAAACUCAUGCUGAACUAUUGCGAACGAAUGUGCAUGAAUCCAACAAAGAGUUUGAUAGAGAGUUCCUACUUGAUGACUGUGAUAUCCCUGACGAGAUGGAUGAGGAUUCUCCUAUCUCAGCUCCUUUGGCUUCUAGAACAGAAAAUAUGAGUGAAAACAUCCUGUUAAGGAAUAAAGGGCAUCUUAAAAAGGCAGACAAGCUCGAAUUCGCUGCUAGAGAAAACUUCUAUACUUCUGUCAGAAUUAUUCCGGAGAUGAGCCUCAGCCAUACUAAGGAGACACAGGUAAAAGGAAGAUCUCAGAUCUUAUCAAGACCUUUUAAGACUCCUCAAAAGAGAACAAGAGUUGUUAGAAGAAACCCUAAUCGUGCUAAAAGUCAAAUAAAAUGGAGGAAAACUAGAUUAUCUUCCACAAGAAAGAAUAUCCGAGGUAGAAAGACUCCAAGAGCCAAAAGAAUUCUCUACCGUAAGAAUAAAAGAACUAUGUCAAUCGAUAAAAGAUUCACCAGCACUGCUUUUGCUCCUUUGUACAACAGUGGGCACAAAACUCCGCCUUCAAGAUACAUCCAGCAUAAAGUUACUGGUGAUUUUAUGUGCAAUCCAGAAGUACAGAAGGAGCCAGAAAGCGAUGAAUUUACUUCUAGAGGGAUCACCAUGAAGGACAUCCUUCCUAUCUCGAACUAAUUUAAAUUACUUAACUUAAUAUAUCC
Molecule: messenger RNA, 768 nt
Organism: Moneuplotes crassus
Lineage: Eukaryota; Ciliophora; Spirotrichea; Euplotida; Euplotidae
Source: the annotation of a GenBank genome assembly